Messenger RNA from Cicer arietinum (chickpea), 1417 nucleotides. Its product is annotated as 3-oxo-Delta(4,5)-steroid 5-beta-reductase. The record is from RefSeq and is a predicted model, not a curated record. Lineage: Eukaryota; Viridiplantae; Streptophyta; Magnoliopsida; Fabales; Fabaceae.
AUUCUCUCAAGCAACACAAACACCUUAUUAUCAACAUCACAAAUCUUAAUAGAAUCACACUUAUUCUCAAACAUCCUAACAAAGUAUUAGUGAAAAAAUGAACUGGUGGUGGGCGAGAGCAGCCGGUGAUACUGGCAAGAUCACAAAAUUGGAGGAAGCACCACAAAGCUUCAAGAACGUAGCACUAAUUAUAGGCGUAACCGGCAUCGUCGGAAACAGCCUUGCCGAGAUUCUACCUCUUAACGACACCCCCGGUGGUCCAUGGAAAGUUUACGGUGUGGCUCGCCGUCCACGACCAACGUGGAACGCUAAUAACCCCGUUCACUAUAUUCAAUGCGAUGUUUCCAACCAAAACGACGUCGAAUUGAAGCUCUCUCCAUUAACUGACGUGACUCAUAUCUUUUAUGUUUCAUGGACCAGUAGGCCCACUGAGGCCCAAAAUAGCGACGUAAAUGGUUCCAUGUUGAGGAACGUUCUUCGGGCUCUCAUUCCAAAUGCUCCGAAUCUUCGCCACAUUUCACUUCAGACAGGUGCCAAGCAUUAUGUAGGAUCGUUUGAAACGAUUGGGAAGAUCAAGGGUCAUGACUCACCGUUCACGGAGGAUCUGCCACGCCUCGACAUACUCAAUUUCUAUUACACACAAGAGGAUAUCUUGUUCCAAGAGGUGGGUAAGAAAAAAGGAAUGACAUGGUUCAUUAAUCGACCACAAGUUAUCUUUGGAUUUUCACCAUACAGCAUGAUGAACCUAAUUGGUACACUUUGCGUUUACGCCGCAAUUUGCAAGCAUGAAUGUGUUCCUUUGAAGUUUCCUGGAUCGAAAGCUGCAUGGGAGGGUUAUUCAACUGCUUCAGAUGCUAAUUUAAUAGCAGAGCAACACAUUUGGGGUGCGGUUGAUCCUAAAGCCAAGAACCAAGCUUUCAACUGCAGCAACGGUGAUGUUUUCAAGUGGAAACAUUUUUGGAAGGUAUUGGCUGAUAAGUUUGGGAUUGAAAAUUAUGGUUUUGAAGAUGGUUCAGAUUUCAAGUUGUCAGAUAUGAUGAAAGAUAAGGGUGGUGUUUGGGAAGAUAUUGUGAGAGACAAUGGAUUGUUGCCCAACAAGCUUGAAGAGGUUGGUGAUUGGUGGUUUGUAGAUUUUAUGUUGAGAGUUGAGGGUGUUUUGGAUACUAUGAACAAGGCUAAACAACAUGGUUUCUUGGGAUUUAGGAAUUCUAAGGAAUCUUUUAUUAGUUGGAUUGACAAGACAAAAGCUUACAAGAUUGUGCCAUGAUGUUUCACCUAUCAUUCUUGGCUUGUAGUAAAUAAAGUCCCAUGGUGGACGAGGAAGAGUUCUUUUCGCAUUUCAAUGUUUAUAAUGUGUGCUUUUUUGCAAUAACAAGUUGCAGAUAAAAUAAUGAAAAAAACUACUUAUUUUGCUCAU